AUGGACCCCUCUCCAUCGCUCCAUCUCUACUCGCUUCCAAAUGAGGUAUUCGUCCAAAUUCUAUCUCCUUUCUCCGCCCGCGAACUCCUCGGCUUGUCAACCGUCUCCCAUCGAUUCCACGCCCUCGUCCUGCGCCUCCUACACUACCGACUUUUAGUAUCAGCGUCUCUCAAGGAAUACAGACUCAUCCUGGAAUGUUUCCAUCCCACCUCCAAACUCACUGAGCCUCACGUCUUUUGCAAAUACCUUGGCACAGAUGGGCUAAGUGACAAAUACCAAGGGGAAGGGUCGCUCUACGAGAAUGUCGACACUGCGCAAAAGCUAGGCCGGCUAAGCUCAUUAUACUCGAGAUUCCAGCCCGUGAUGACAGCCGAGGAAAGCCCUAAUGGAGCUGGAUCGACUGCAGUCCCAGAAGUCAAUGAGGGGAUCCCAAAUGCGGAUGCGCGGGCUGUGAAACGUCCGGUCAACCUAGAAAGCUUUGAAGAUUUUUCUCAGCUAUGCGUGGUGGUAAAUGUGGUCAAAGUCAAACCAGGCAGUGCCCGUCUUCUGAGUGUUGUUGACGUCGAGGACGGUGUAAUUAGGAUAUUCCGAGACUGGCUGAAGGACAACGCAACCCCUGCACAGGGUUCUGCGCGUAAUAACCCUUUAGAGGAACGAAACGACCAACAACUCCUCUGGGUGAAUCAAAGCCAGAACGUCGGGUUGAAAUUACGCGUCCGAGAAGUAUCUAGACUGAAUCAAUCCUUUCCCAUUCUGGUCCACCGUGAUGAAGAGACUUUGGCUAGCUAUGAAAUAUAUAUAGACGAAUUACAUGUUCGUACCACUCGUCUACUGCUAACCUUGGAAAAGGCCCUGCAGGAUGAGCAGAAUUAUCCUAAAGCAGUUGUCUUUACUAGGCAGAUGGGGUGA
Messenger RNA from Aspergillus ochraceoroseus IBT 24754, 909 nucleotides. Its product is annotated as F-box protein. The record is from RefSeq and is a predicted model, not a curated record. Gene Ontology annotation, molecular function: protein binding. Lineage: Eukaryota; Fungi; Ascomycota; Eurotiomycetes; Eurotiales; Aspergillaceae. Bases 1 to 909 code for a protein of 302 amino acids. The transcript has 3 exons.